This is a messenger RNA of Penicillium concentricum, 1521 nucleotides long. RefSeq names its product 25S rRNA (adenine645-N1)-methyltransferase. Gene Ontology annotation, cellular component: nucleolus. The transcript has a single exon. Bases 1 to 1521 code for a protein of 506 amino acids. Gene Ontology annotation, molecular function: rRNA (adenine) methyltransferase activity. The record is from RefSeq and is a predicted model, not a curated record. Gene Ontology annotation, biological process: ribosomal large subunit biogenesis; rRNA methylation. NCBI's taxonomy places the organism in Eukaryota, Fungi, Ascomycota, Eurotiomycetes, Eurotiales, Aspergillaceae.
AUGUUCGCUGUUCCAGGAUGGUCCGUUGAGAGCUCUGCUCUGCAGUCACAGACUCAGCCCGUGCAGCCCAAGAACGAGUCCCAGCCGGAGAAGGAUGCCAACUCCGAUGGGAAGAACAACAAGCGCAAGCGUGCCAAUGACCGUGUCACCGCGGGCAAUGUGGAUGAGAUGUACCGCAGGCACAUUGAGGGUACCACCAGGGGUGGAAAGCCCGGCGCAGAGGCUCCCGUAAAAUCAGAGAAGAAGCAAAAGAAGGAGAAGAAGGAGAAGCAAAAACUUGAGACAACCACCACCGAGGAGCCUACAAGUGAAACUGUCAUCACCGCCGAUUCAGACGCAGAUCAAAUCGAGGAGAAAGCACCCAAGAAGAGACAAAGGAAGAACAAGAAGAACAAAGACAACGCCGCCGAGGACAAGACUGAGGCAGAUGAUGCUACCACUACACCAGCCAAAGAAGCUCCUGCCCCUACUCCCGCUGCGCCUGCACUCCCACCAACAGCGAACCUGACACCUCUCCAGCAGGCGAUGCGACAGAAGCUGAUCUCCUCUCGGUUCCGCCACCUGAACGAAACCCUCUACACCACCCCCUCCGAGAAAGCACUCGAGAUGUUCAGUACCAACCCGGAGCUGUUCGACGAGUACCAUGCCGGAUUUGCGCGACAGGUGAAGGAGUCCUGGCCCUCCAACCCGGUCGACGACUACAUCAAGACCAUCCGCCACCGCGGUGCAAUCCCGCUCCCGAAGCGCGGAAACCCCCUGAACCCUGCUAAGGGCUAUCCGCUCCCCCGUCGUCCCACUGGACUAUGCACAUUCGCCGAUCUGGGCUGCGGUGAUGCACAGCUCGCACGCGCCUUGACGCCCUCGGCCAAGAAGCUGAAAAUCAAGCUCAACAGCUACGAUCUGGCAGCGCCCGAUGCGCUGAUCACCAAAGCAGAUAUCUCGAAUCUCCCCUUGGAAGAUGGUGCGGCGGAUGUGGCUAUCUUCUGUCUGAGUCUGAUGGGAACCAACUGGGUUUCUUUCGUCGAGGAAGCAUGGCGUAUUUUGCGCGGCGACGGCAAGGGCGAGUGCUGGGUCAGUGAGGUCAAAAGUCGAUUUGGCAAGGUCCAACGCAAGAAGUCUCAGAUCGGUGCGCAGAAGCCCGGCAGCAAGGCGGACAAGAAGAAGCCGAAGAAGAAGGGCGGCGACAAUUCUGAUGAUGAGGGCGAUAUCUUUGCUGAGGAUGUGCGGCCGUCUGACAAUAAGGACGAGACUGAUAUCUCGGCAUUUGUGGAGGUUUUCCGGUCUCGUGGGUUCAUGCUUCGCCAGGAAUCCGUGGAUAAGUCCAAUAAGAUGUUUGUGAGAAUGGUAUUUGUUAAGCAGGGUGGUGCGCCUACCAAGGGGAAACACGCUUCCGCUAUCAGUGCGCCUGCCCCUGGUGGUAACAAGAAGCGCUUUGUUGACCGCAAGCCUGAUUCAGAGUCUGGCAUGUCGGCUGAGCAAGAGGCCCAGGUGCUGAAGCCAUGUGUUUAUAAGAUCCGCUAG